AUGAAAUGCCCGCAGUGCCAAGCGGAAAUUCAAACUGUUAAAGACUGCCUGGAUGUCGAACAUUUCUGCCCCAGUUGUAAUGCAUACCUCGAGACUAAACACAGAGAACAUUCCUUGUGGACUGACUUUGAUGAAGGAGGUGGUGUCCUGGUGGCACGUUGCGAACAUGACGCUAUCACCGUUGGAUCGGCUGGUGAUAACCAAUUUAUCAACAUCAAAGAAUGGGACUCAAGGUUGUCUGGUGAAGUCGAAUGGCGCCAGAAACUGGACACUCAGCGAGGUGCUGUUCAGGCCAACGAGCUGAAGAAUAAUGCAUGCAAGCUAGCAAAAUGGACUGUGCAAGCUCUGCUCGCCAACUCUGAUUGGAUUAAAUUCGGAUAUGUUUCCCGUAUGCACAUACGAGAUACAUCGCGUCGUGUAAUCCUUGGAACACAGCAGUUCCACCCGUCAGAUUUCGCAUCGCAAAUCAACCUUAACAUCGACAAUGCUUGGGGCAUUCUCCGUUGUAUUAUUGAUUUGUGUAUGAAGGAAGAGGAUGGCAAAUAUUUGUUGGUGAAGGAUCCUAACAAGCCCGUCAUUCACCUUUACAAGGUGCCCGAUAUUACGUUUGAGAGCGACGAUGAAGCAUUUUUCGGAGAAGGAGAAGGUUUGAAACCAAUCAAUAUCGUAACGUGCGUGUGUAACUGCUGGCUUGCUUUUUUUGCUUGGGUGUUGGCCUCUCUUUUUUUUUACUAUCAAAGAUUAAAUAAACACGUCCAAGCAGUUAAUCAAAUUUCCCUACAUUUGUACGCCGUGUUACGUUUUGCUUGAAUUCGAAGCUCGAGCUUUGUAUUUAUGUAUAAUAUCUAACCACCAGUGGAAGUGCUUGGCUUCUUGGGGGAAAAAAACCUAAUUAGAUAUGCGACAUGACUUAAGGUAGUUUUAAAAAAGGCGCUAUAAAACGCAUGAUUUCAUAACGACAACUACGAAAUGGUAAAUAACAAUGUAUUCAUUUUUUACACAUGAAUAAAAGACGAGUAACGGCUGAUACAACAAAAGAACAGCUCUUCCACUAAUUCCCCAAUCUACAACAAUACUACGUUUGUAAUGAUCGUUACAUGGAAUAAAGCACUUAUGAAGCUUCCAGUUUA
Molecule: messenger RNA, 1130 nt
Organism: Daphnia pulicaria
Lineage: Eukaryota; Metazoa; Arthropoda; Branchiopoda; Diplostraca; Daphniidae
Product: eukaryotic translation initiation factor 3 subunit D-like
Exons: 6
Coding region: 1-810 (269 amino acids)
Biological process (GO): translational initiation
Cellular component (GO): cytoplasm; eukaryotic translation initiation factor 3 complex
Molecular function (GO): translation initiation factor activity
Source: RefSeq, a predicted model, not a curated record